Molecule: messenger RNA, 231 nt
Organism: Prunus armeniaca (apricot)
Lineage: Eukaryota; Viridiplantae; Streptophyta; Magnoliopsida; Rosales; Rosaceae
Source: the annotation of a GenBank genome assembly
AUGGAUGCUUACUUAGGGUACAACCAGAUCUUCAUGCACCCUGAGGACCAAGCUCAUACAUCCUUCAUCACUGACCGUGGCCUUUACUGCUACAAAGUCAUGCCCUUCGGCCUCAAGAACACCGGGGCUACGUAUCAGCAUCUAGUGAACAGCAUCUUUGCUCCACUGAUUGGUAACACCAUGGAGGUUUAUGUUGAUGACAUGCUCGUCAAGAGUCGCACUGCUGACUAG